Messenger RNA from Dermochelys coriacea (leatherback sea turtle), 3695 nucleotides. RefSeq names its product glutamate-cysteine ligase catalytic subunit (gene GCLC). The record is from RefSeq and is a predicted model, not a curated record. The coding region runs from base 234 to 2147 and encodes 637 amino acids. Gene Ontology annotation, molecular function: glutamate-cysteine ligase activity. Gene Ontology annotation, cellular component: glutamate-cysteine ligase complex. The transcript has 16 exons. Lineage: Eukaryota; Metazoa; Chordata; Testudines; Dermochelyidae. Gene Ontology annotation, biological process: glutathione biosynthetic process.
GUGACGCGCGGCCCAGGGGCGGGGCGCGGGGCGCGGGGCGGGGCCCGGCGGAAAGUGCUGAGUCACGGCCUGACGCGGGCCGCCGCCAACCCCGGUCACGUGCUGCGCCGGGAACACAAGCUCCUGCCGCCGCUUUCGCGCACUGCGUCCCAGCGCCCUCGCCGCCUCCGCCUCCCCGGGGGCACCUGCCGCGCCGAGAGCCCGGGGCCGGCGGCGGAGGAGGAGGCCGCGGCAUGGGGCUGCUGUCGCAAGGCUCCCCGCUGAGCUGGGAGGAGACGCAGCGGCACGCGGAGCACGUGCGCCGGCACGGCAUCCUCCAGUUCCUGCACAUCUACCGCGCCGUGGCCGAGCGCCACAAGGACGUGCUCAAAUGGGGGGACGAGGUGGAAUAUAUGUUGGUAGCUUUUGAUCAUGAACAUAAGAAAGUACGUUUGUCACUAACUGGAGAAGAAGUUCUUCAUACACUGCAAGAGAAGGGGGAAAGAGUAAAUCCCAACCACCCAACACUUUGGCGUCCAGAAUAUGGAAGCUAUAUGAUUGAAGGGACACCUGGGCAGCCAUAUGGAGGAACCAUGUCUGAAUUUAACACUGUACAAGACAACAUGAGGAAACGACGGCGGGAGGCUGCUUCUGUGUUGAAAGAAGAUGAGGCUCUUUGUACUGUGACAUCAUUUCCAAGAUUAGGAUGUCCAGGAUUUACGCUACCGGAAUGUGAGCCAAUGCCAGUAGAAGGAGGUGCUUCAAAGUCUCUCUUCUUUCCAGAUGAAGCCAUCAACAAACAUCCUAGAUUUAGUACUCUGACAAGAAACAUUCGACACCGAAGAGGAGAGAAAGUAGUGAUAAACGUACCAAUAUUUAAAGAUAAGAAUACUCCAUCACCAUUUAUAGAAACAUUUCCUCAGGACGAUGGAGAAGCAGCAAAAGCAGCUAAACCAGACCAUGUAUAUAUGGAUGCCAUGGGUUUUGGAAUGGGCAACUGCUGCCUUCAGGUAACAUUCCAGGCUUGCAGCAUUUCCGAAGCAAGAUGCCUUUAUGAUCAGCUAGCCACAAUCUGUCCUAUCGUGAUGGCAUUAAGUGCUGCAGCUCCCUUCUACAGAGGCUACGUGUCGGAUAUUGACUGUCGCUGGGGAGUAAUAUCUGCAUCAGUAGAUGACCGAACACGAGAGGAGAGAGGAUUGGAGCCACUGAAGAACAACCAUUAUAGAAUCAGUAAAUCCAGAUAUGAUUCCAUAGACAGUUAUCUAUCUGAAUGUGGUGAAAAAUACAAUGACAUUGAUUUGACAAUAGAUAAAGAAAUCUACGAGCAUCUAGUAAAGGAAGGCAUUGAUCAUCUUUUGGCACAACAUAUUGCACACUUAUUUAUUCGAGACCCGUUGACUUUGUUCGAAGAGAAAAUACAUCUAGAUGAUGCAAAUGAAUCUGAUCAUUUUGAGAAUAUUCAGUCCACAAACUGGCAGACUAUGAGAUUUAAACCACCUCCUCCGAAUUCAGAUAUUGGAUGGAGAGUAGAAUUUAGGCCCAUGGAGGUUCAGUUAACAGACUUUGAAAACUCUGCGUAUGUUGUUUUUGUGGUAUUGCUAACCAGAGUGAUUCUGUCAUAUAAACUGGAUUUUCUCAUUCCUUUGUCCAAGGUUGAUGAAAAUAUGAAGGUAGCCCAGAAACGAGAUGCUGUUCGGCAGGGAAUGUUUUAUUUCAGAAAAGAUAUUUGUAAAGGUGGAAAUGCUGUGGUAGAUGGAUAUGGCCCAGCACAGAUUGGGAAAGAGACAGAUGCAGAAGAGUACACCUUGAUGAGCAUAGACACAAUCAUCAAUGGGAAGGAUGGUGUCUUUCCUGGCUUAAUCCCAAUUCUAAACUCUUACCUCGAAAACAUGGAAGUGGAUGUGGACACAAGAUGCACCAUUUUGAACUACCUGAAAUUAAUUAAAAAGAGAGCCUCUGGAGAAUUAAUGACAGUUGCUCGGUGGAUGAGGGAGUUUAUUGCAAACCAUCCUGACUACAAGCAAGAUAGUGUGAUCACUGAUGAAAUGAAUUACAGCCUUAUUAGGAAAUGCAACCAAAUUGCACAAGAACAAGCGGAAUGCCCCGAAUUACUUGGAGUAGGAUUUAACAAAAUAAAACACAGUGGAAAUAAAACUAGCUCUUCUUAAUGAAAUGCUUCAAUACCUAGUAGAAAGUGUAAACAUUCUAGUGGAGAACCAAUUACAGUACUGUGUAUCCAGUAGUUUCAGGUUGUGAAGACCAAAACAGGUAGUACUGCACCUAACAUGGGCCAAUCUGCCUAAAUAUUCAUUUAAGGCUUCCUAAAAUGGGCAUAUUCUUAUUGUUAAGGUUUAUACAAUGUACAUGUAAAUAGUAAAAUAUUUUUAUGACUAACAUCAGUGUAUUUUAAUAACAUUGUACCUAAAGUUAUUGUGAACCAGCUUGUAACUUUUUUAUGCUUGUUCUGGAAAAAAAAAUGCUGUCCUGAACAACUUCAUAAAUGUAAUAUAAUGGUACUUGUAUAUUAUAUGCAUUCCAGAUAUUGAAUGUUCACUGUAAUUUUUUGUUACCUGGAAUGUACUAAUCUACCUAAUUUUAAAGAAAAUCUUAGGACCUGAUUCACAGAAUUUCCCUUUCCAUCCUUUGUUGACUAUAAAACAGAAUAAAUUGACAUGUUCCCUUUUUGUUCAUCUUUGCGCCAGUCCCUUGGCUACCACAACACCUGCAUGCACUCAUCAACCACAGACCAGUAGAAUCUGCUCAACGUCUUCACUCAAAUAUGCAAAAUCUGCUCAUUUCCUGAUGAGCAGAGCCUAAGGGAUGGCCUGACAAGGCUCUUUUGGACAACCACACCACAUGCACAAAAGCUUCAGAAAUAAAUGCAUCCUUUACUGGACAUAGUUUUUCAAUUCUGGUAAAUUCCUGUGCUUUCAUGGGUGAAAGUCUUUCAAUUUAAACAUGGAGAGAGUGAGAACUGGAAUGUUAAAGGACUGUUUAUGUGAAAGAUGAAAUGGCUGAGAAGUCUGCUCUAUUUUGUGCUGCUCAUUAGCUUUUUUAUUUUUUUUUUUUCCCCCCCAAUUGCUGGUGUUCCUAAAGUCUACAGAGUGGUGCAACACAAAAUCAAGAUGAGAACCUAUAUUAAUUCCUUUUCUAGCCUAAGGCUCUCCUCUAUCCCUGAUUUUACUAAAUGUUUCCCUGGUCAACACCCUAACUUACUAAUAACUAUUACUGAGCAUUGUGAGCACAAGUUAAUCCCUGCAUAAAAUCAAUCUAAAGAGAAAUCAUGGAAUGCACUAAUCCUUUUGUGAACUGGGAACCUGCAGUUUAGAGAGAUUGUAAAUAAUUUAGAACUUGACAUUACAGCUGUAUAUAACCUAAAUUUAUGGGGAUUUCUUAAUUUAGUUUAUUAAAUGGCUUCUACAAUUGACUUGCUGUAUGGUAGAUUAUGCAAAGUUUAAUACAAGCAUAUAUAAAUAUCUUAAGGUGUAAUAAUUUUAAAAAGAAACUAAUGGAGAAAUUGUAAUGAUGUUGCAUCAGAAAAAGCUUUUAUGUAUCAAUAUUAGAACUUGUGCUGUGUUCAUAGGUGUGCUUUAGAGAAUGAAAGAAUGCCUUUUUUGUUUCUGCUUUUGGUGAACCUUUUUUAAUCAAGAUGUAGAUGGCAGGUGAUCUGCUUGUUAGUUUGUGGAAUAAGGAAAUAAAAAAUGAACUUUGCAGUA